AUGCCGGGUCGGCAAGAUCAAGGCAGCUCUGUAUGCAAUAGCAAUCCAAGACAAUUCUCAACGACAAGAUGUCUGGCGAAGAAAGGGGGCAAAGCCAGUCGCGAAGAGAAGAAAGCAGAUACCAAGUCCUCCAAAGGCGAGGCAGCCACCGAGGACCCAUAUGACUUCUCUACCCUCGAAGCGGAUAUCGCGAGCACUCUCGAGCGUCUGAAAAAUGACCUGUCAAAGCUUCGGGCAGGAGGACGAUUCAAUCCCGAAGUGGUAGAGAACCUACGCGUGCAGCCGGACAAGGCCAACAACCAGACUGUCAAGUUGAGCGAUGUGGCACAAGUCAUACCAAAAGGACGAAUCGUACAGAUACUGGUCGGCGAGCAAGACCACGUCAAACCUGUCUCCUCCGCCAUCCAAUCUUCGAACCUCUCGUUGACGCCACAACCUGAUCCCACAGGCCAGAACCCCUUACUUCUAAUUUUGAACAUCCCACCGCCUACAGCGGAAUCUCGUAAGGCUGCUGUAAAUGAAGCGACGAAAGCAGGAGACAAGGCAAGCACUAGUGUUCGGGAUGCAAGAGGAAGGCAGCAGAAGAAGUUGAGAGCUCUGCAAUUGAACAAAUCUGCAAGACCAGAUGACUUGAAAAAAGCUGGGACCAUGAUGGAGAAAGUGGUUGAGAAGGCAACAGCGGAGCUGAAGAAGGUCGUGGAUAACGCGAAGAAAGUGCUAGAGAGUGGCUGA
Messenger RNA from Pseudocercospora fijiensis CIRAD86, 732 nucleotides. RefSeq lists its product as uncharacterized. Gene Ontology annotation, cellular component: mitochondrion. The record is from RefSeq and is a predicted model, not a curated record. Gene Ontology annotation, molecular function: ribosomal large subunit binding. Gene Ontology annotation, biological process: translation. Bases 1 to 732 code for a protein of 243 amino acids. The transcript is spliced from 3 exons. NCBI's taxonomy places the organism in Eukaryota, Fungi, Ascomycota, Dothideomycetes, Mycosphaerellales, Mycosphaerellaceae.